Molecule: messenger RNA, 1112 nt
Organism: Neohortaea acidophila
Lineage: Eukaryota; Fungi; Ascomycota; Dothideomycetes; Mycosphaerellales; Teratosphaeriaceae
Exons: 2
Coding region: 208-1029 (273 amino acids)
Source: RefSeq, a predicted model, not a curated record
AAUCGCACUCGUCGCCGACGCCUCUGACGCCUAACCCGCGGCCUAGGCGAGUGCAUCAUGUACUGCUGUCGUGUAGCCUUCCCUUCCCAGUCCAUCGGUGGCUUUUGCCUCAAUGCGCGGGGCUUGUCGAACAAAGAACUCAAGGUGUGUCGACGCGACCUCCCUCGCUCUCCCCACCCCUCGUAUAACUAGUCCUUUCGGCGCCGAAUGGAAGCCUUCCCCCAUCACUUCACCCCCGUCCCCAUGAAUUGGUCACUUCGACUCGAGUCAAUGUUGAAGAUGGGCUUCAUCCCCCACUCCACCUUCCACCCCGCUGAGGGCCUUGCCAAAGUCAUGGAGGAAGAUUGCAGAGCAAUGGUCCAGAUCCUCCACGCACACGGCCUUCUCUUAGACCUCCCAGAACCCACCCUCGACCGCUGCAUCGGCACACUGGAUCGAGUGGAACUCUACGCCGAUCAGAUCCGCCGACGCAGCAUGGCAGCACAUCACACCGAAUCCCUCAUGACAUCAAUAAAACAAGUAAAGCGCAUGGCCACUCUUCCAGACGGCGCGGCGAUCGCAAUGGAAUGCCUCGCCGAAGCAGCAGAGGCCUACCUGUUCAGCCUCGCGGAAGAGGGCUACGCAUUCGACAACAUCGAAGACGAAGUCGCGGAGGACGUUGUAAGACACAUGCACGACAUCACCGCCCUGAUGGACGAGCUCAUUCGAAAACACUACGCUGCCUGCACUCGGCGGCGACAAGUCUGGGAUCCGACGGAGAUACGCGAGCAGCUCGAAGCGGUGCUGCGGAACUACCUCCCCGUAGGAUCACCCGACUCCGGCUUUCAUGAUCCCCACCACGACUGCCCGCUGUUCAGAAGCUCGAUAACACUCCUUCACACUGUCGUCGGUCGACGCGCUGCCGAAGUGACAGUGGAGAAGAGUGUGGCGCACGUCCUUCCCAUCGAGGUCGUGGCAAUGAUCAAGAAUGUCGUUUGCAGUGACGAGAGGCUCAGGCUUGGCGGACAGUCAUGUACGGCAGCGAGAUGAGAGAAACUAGGCAUGCCGCGGGAGGCAAGAAGGGCUCCCGCCGGACGGUGACGCACAUUCACCUCCCGACGCGCCAGACGACU